AUGAUACCUAUGACAUCAAGAAAAAAUCAAAUGGAAGAUGCUUUGAAAGUUCUUAAAGAUGAAGGUUUUAAAAAAGCUUUUUUAAUUUUUGAAGAAUCAAUAAAUGAAGAAGUAAAUCCAUGUGAAGAUUUUUAUGAUUUUGCUUGUGGAAAAUGGAUAGCUAAUAAUGAUAUUCCUGAUGAUUUAUCUUCUUAUGGAAGAUUUAGUGCUUUAAGAGAGAAUGUUUCUCAAGAAAUGAAAGAUCUUUACAAUAGUGAUAAUACACUUAAAUCAAAAUCUGUUGAUUAUUUGAAAGAAAUAUACAAAAAAUGCAUGGAUACAAAAUCUCUUGCUGCAACAAGUAUUAAGGAACUUAUCAAAUCUCUUGAAAGUUAUGGAUUUUGGCCAAUUAUUCAUGGAAAUAAAUGGAAAUCAAAUAAUUUUGAUUUAACUGACCUUCUUAUUAAUCUUAUUCAAUCGCGGUCAAUUGAUGUAUUUUUAGAACUUUAUGUAUCACAAGACUCAAAGAAUGUAACUAGGAGAAUGCUUCAUAUUGAUCAAGGAAGUCUUGGAUUAGGGUCAAAUUCACGUGAUUAUUAUUUGAACAAAGAAAAAUAUGCAAAACAAAUAAGUGCUUACAGAAAAUAUUUAAUAGCUAAAAUAUCACUUUUAGCACAAGAUUCUGGUUCUAAAAGAACCAUAGAUGAAAUAACAAAAGAUGUUGAUGAGAUGAUUGAUUUUGAAACUGAAUUUGCUAAAAUAUUAGUUCCUGAUCAUUCUAGAAGAAACUAUACAGAAUUAUAUAAUAUUAUUAAAAUUGAUGAAUUAGAUAAAUUGAUGCCAUUAAUAGAUUGGAACAGAUAUUUUCGUGCAAUUACUCCUUAUGAUUUACAUGAUUAUUUUAAUUCAAAUCCUGAUAUUAUUGUUACUGAAUUAAAAUUUUUUGAUAGAGUUUUAGAACUUCUUAAAAAUACAGAUACAAGAGUUAUAACAAAUUAUAUUUUAACAAGAUAUUUUUCUGCAUGGACAAUGCAACUUGAUGAAAGAUAUGAAGAUAUUCAACAAGAAUUUUUAAAAGAAUUUGUUGGAAAAAAGGUAAAAUCUCCAAGAUGGAAAGAUUGUAGUGCUACUGCAUCUUCUAAACUACCAUAUGCAAGUGGUGCUAUGUAUAUAGAUGCUUUCUUUAAUGAUAAAGAUAAAGCUGCUGCAAUGGAUAUGGUAAAAGAUUUAAGAGAAGCUUUUAACGAAAUUCUUGAAUCAAAUAACUGGAUGGAUGUUGAUACUAAAAAAUAUGCUUUAGAAAAAUUACAUGAAAUGAUGCCUUUAAUUGGAUAUCCAGAGUUUAUAAAAAAUACCACAUCAUUAGAUGAAUAUUAUAAAGGUUUAGAAAUUACGAGUCAUGAUAGUUAUGCUGAAAUUCUCCAAAAAAUUACUACUUGGUCGCAACAUAAAAUUUUUAGACGCCUUCUUGAACCAGUUGAUCGUGAAGAUUUUGGAAUGAGUUCAGCAGUUGUUAAUGCUUAUUAUAGCUCAAUUAAAAAUGCAAUUGCUUUUCCUGCAGCUAUUUUAAGAGCUCCAUUUUUUGAUCGAAGAUUUCCAAAAUCAAUUAAUUAUGGUGGAAUAGGAGCUGUAAUCGGGCAUGAAAUAACACAUGGUUUUGAUGAUCAAGGAUCACAAUUUGACAAAAUUGGAAAUUUAAGAAAUUGGUGGGAUGAAACAACACAAAAAGAAUUUAAAAAGCGUACUAAAUGUAUUGUUGAUCAAUAUGGUUCAUAUGAAGUUCCAGACACAGGUCUUAAAAUUAAUGGUAUUUUAACACAAGGUGAAAAUAUUGCUGAUAAUGGUGGAAUUAAAGGAGCAUUUAGAGCAUAUAAAAAUUACAUUAAAAGAUUAGGUCAUGAUGAACCUAGAAUUCCUGGUUUUGAAAAGUAUUCAAAUGAUCAAAUAUUCUUUAUGUCUUAUGCCCAGACAUGGUGUGGUAAAGCAAAACCACAAAGUGUUAUUAGACAGAUAUUAGGUGAUCCUCAUUCCCCAAUGAGAUUCCGUGUUAAUGGUGUUAUGGUAAAUCAACCUGACUUUGCAAAUGCUUUUCAAUGCCCAAUUGGUUCUAAGAUGAAUCCUGGUAAGAGAUGUGAAGUUUGGUAA
This is a messenger RNA of Strongyloides ratti, 2124 nucleotides long. Its product is annotated as Phosphate-regulating neutral endopeptidase. Gene Ontology annotation, biological process: protein processing. The record is from RefSeq and is a predicted model, not a curated record. The transcript has 2 exons. Gene Ontology annotation, molecular function: metalloendopeptidase activity. NCBI's taxonomy places the organism in Eukaryota, Metazoa, Nematoda, Chromadorea, Rhabditida, Strongyloididae. Gene Ontology annotation, cellular component: plasma membrane. Bases 1 to 2124 code for a protein of 707 amino acids.